This is a messenger RNA of Mytilinidion resinicola, 945 nucleotides long. RefSeq lists its product as uncharacterized. The transcript has a single exon. Lineage: Eukaryota; Fungi; Ascomycota; Dothideomycetes; Mytilinidiales; Mytilinidiaceae. The record is from RefSeq and is a predicted model, not a curated record. The coding region runs from base 229 to 657 and encodes 142 amino acids.
GGCGUACAUGGACCACAGCCACCAGCUGGAGGUCCACAUGCAAAACGGAUUCACCGCCAAAUGCAAAAUGGUAAGGCAGCCUUCAGCAGGUUGCACUGUGCCAUCGUAAGAUUCCAUUGUAAGAUGUCAUCCUAAGAUGCCAUAUAGUGGGAGCUUUGCGCCCGGAGUCGAUUCUAAGACAUACCACAUUCAUCUCCUGAAUACUUCUUCUUACAAACAUCGCUCCAAAUGCGCGACGACUUGACUCAAACUCUUUAUAAUGACUUCCCCGCUCUAUAUACAGGCAUGUGCUGGGGAUUUGAAACCGGAAAUGGCUGGUACCAAAUCAUCCGUUGUCUUUCAAUCAGCAUCAACAACAUCAUCGCCUCCGCGUCCCUAGAUCCUAGCCAAUUCACCGCGGUUCAAGUGAAGGAAAAGUUUGGAUUGCUACGAGUCUACAUAUCCACCACGAACAACGCCAUCCAAGACGCUAUCUACCAUGCAGUACAAGAAAGCUCUCGCACGUGCGAGAUGUGUGGUGGGCCUGGGGUGCAGAUCGCAAGAGGCGGUUGGAUGCGCGUCAGCUGCGAGCCCUGCGAAGCGGAGAGAGUGAGGAUCCGACGGAAGGACACACGGCGAUACAACCGGCGCGACUCUGGCACCAUGGAAGUUGAAUGAGUGGUAUGGCAUAGACUGUGUUGAUCGAGUCAGAAGUGUAGAGUUCCUUUGCAGCACCGGUGGUAGCGCCGUGUCCCUCAUGUCAUCUCGUAUUCUCUUCUCCACGACAGUAUACCCCAUACUUCCGUACCAUGUAUACAGCGUUCAGCAGGCAGAGACUGCCUCAUUGAGAUUGGAAACGCUCUAAUGAGCCUGGGCUUGUCUUGCAACAUUUACUCAAUUACUGUUCUAUUGGAUAAACCGCAACUCGAGUUCGAUAGUGCUUGGUGGACUGCUGUGCAUUCAGGC